Siniperca chuatsi (mandarin fish) is the source of this 4027-nucleotide messenger RNA. It is a transcript of the gene mis18bp1, whose product is annotated as MIS18 binding protein 1. The transcript is spliced from 16 exons. The record is from RefSeq and is a predicted model, not a curated record. The coding region runs from base 117 to 3521 and encodes 1134 amino acids. NCBI's taxonomy places the organism in Eukaryota, Metazoa, Chordata, Actinopteri, Centrarchiformes, Sinipercidae.
AAGGGUUUGCGGAAGUGACGUUUGAGAUGUUGUGGAAGUACGUCACAGGUUUCUAGCCAAAGGCGGCAGUGAUGGGAAAUUUGAAUUUUGCGGGCUAGCUAGCUAGCCGCUAGCGUAUGCCUCGGAUGUACAAUAAUCUGUUUUCUUUUCCCCAAAAAACCAUGGCGUCGUAUCAUCAUUUAUUACAACACACGAAACCGCGGUUUGAAUCUCCUGCCAAGGUGUUUGCUAAGCUAAAAUCCAAAGUGCAGAGAGAAGGGAUGUGCGCGACGGAGGGGGGUUUUACAGGCAAGGGUCCGCUGUGUAACGUUAGAGAGAAAAAUGGAGCAGGUUUAAAGUCGCCUUGGAAAAUAGCAGAGAGCACCUGGAUGAUCGAUGAGCCCAAGGAGAAUCAGAGGUUUGGUUCGUAUCGCAAUGAAGCGCAGGCUUUGACCCUCUCGCCCAUAUCGAGUCCUCAGAAAACUUUCGGGUACUCGUAUUCAGACAUUAGCAGCAAGCUUGUGGAUGAAAUGCCUCCUGUGACAGACAUAGGACAUGGAUAUGUACCAAGAAAGAAAGCCUUCCUGGAGUCAACAGCUGAGUCUCGUCCUCUCUCUCUGGUCAACAGAAAACAGAUCCUCACAGAGCCAGCACAGAUCAGAGACCUAGAUGGUUUUAAGGUGACCAGCAGGACUCCAGUAAAGAUACAGCCAGUAGAAAAGGACUGUGUAAGGAGUGUGUUUGAGGAGGAAUGUGUUCCUCUUGAAGAACUGACGUCUCCAGCUUAUAUGUUUUCCCCCAUGAGGAAGAGGUUGAGGAAGAGAAAAUGGGAGCCGCAGGAGUUUAACAAAGUCAGCAGCAGUACAAAGGAGGUUGGUAAUGAAGUCAUAAGUCAGCCACUUGAAAGGAAAACCUCCAGUGCUUUCAGUGAGGAUGACACCCACAACAACACUUGCAUGCAUCUUAGAGGAUUCUCUGCAGACCGAUCAGAGAGGAACCAGUUCACUCAUGAAGCCAUGUUCCCACGUUGUCAAGUUAUUGCGGAAAAAAUUCCUCCAAUGUCUCCAGCCAAGAUGUUUGCUUACAUGAAGGAGAGGGAAAGUAAAACAGAGCAGCUGGAAGUUCAUAAAGUCAGCAGCAGCACGAGGGUUCUCUUUGAUGGCGGUAAUCAGUCCAGAGACACGCCUCCCUCCACAGCUCACAGUAUGGGUGAGAUGGAGGACAUUGCCUUCACAAGUGUUUCAGAAAGUGCGGUUCCUGUCAACCGGUCCAGGGUAGAGUCAGCUGACAGCCAAUCAGACACAGAUCCCUCUGAGGAUGCCCUGAUUCCUGCUGUGCCGUCACAACCUGUUUUGCUCGAAGACCCGCUCGUACUCAACACGCCACAGAUCUCCAUACCGAAGAAACACAAGGCUGUGUUCAAGCGCAACAAAUGGCCCCAGCGUGCAAAAUUCCCAAGUGAGAGCGUGAUUUACCUCAAAAAGUGGUUCCUGAGGAAGAAUCAUACGGGCCUCUUUGUUGAUGGAAUCCACAGGGAGGACAACAUACCAUGGAACAGUAACAUCAUUGUGGAUAGGGUUUCUAAUUCUGUGGUGAAGACUGUCUCUGGCAGGGUUUACAUCUUGGUUGGCAAAAUGAACUUUGAUGUUGACUCUGUGUUUCCCAAGUGGCUUUUGAAGAAGUUUGUUAAUGGUUUUCCUCCAAACUGGAAGGCACUUUAUGAGAAGUUUCUGUCAGAGUCAAGAGACAGAGAAACAGAGAGGAACAGUGUGAAUAGAGGUACCAUAGCAAAGACAAAAUCUGAGGCAUCCUCCAUCAACGUAUCUGUGAAGCGGCACAGGCAAAAGCCUUUGAAGACACCUGAUUCCUGUCCUCCUCCCUCCUCGUCUUGUACAAAAGUUUCUCGAAGUGGUCGCGUGAUCAAGCCACCUCUGGAGUACUGGAAAGGAGGCAGAGUCAUUCUGGAUGCACACAUGAAUGUUACCAUCCAUGAAUGUUAUGAUACCUCCAUCUGCCAGCCUGAGGUCACUACAACAGUAUCUGCGAGGGCGUCUCAGAAACCUGCCUGUGUCUUCCUGCCCUGCAGUGAAGGCCGUAAGCAAUGUGAAUCAGCCAGUGACGAAGAGGCAUCAGUACUACUGCGGAGGGUCAAGGCUCCACUGCGCAAGCGCAACAGAGCCAAGGUUAACCCUGAAGAGAAGCCCUCUUGUUCACCUGAACCUCCUGUGGAGACACAUGGCAGCUCUGAAGAGUGGUCUGGCAGAAGGACAAGGUCCAGCCAAAGGUGUCCAGCUACAGAGAGAAUGUCGUAUGUGGACACUGUCCCUCAAAAGCAAAGUGAACCUGAAAAGUCUUCAACACGGAGGUCAAAAAAACAGACACAUGACACCACAAGGCCUUCGGUGAGAGCCUCAGGGAGCCAACGGGCUGUCCCAGCAUCCCCAGAAUCUCUUGCUGUUAAUGAUGAAACAUCACAGCAUCAGUCAUCAGAUGAUGAGUUCUGCAUUAGGAGAAAGAAGCGGGGGAAAGAAGUGCACAGGAAGGGAGGCGCGAAGGUUCUUAACAAGUCGCAGGCAAGUGGGUUUCCAUCGUCAUCAGAGUCCCCUGAGGAGAGCGGGAAGGAACUGAGGAAGAGAACCAGAGGGGCAAAAAAUAGCAAUGCUGCCCAAACAAAACAUAAACAGAGCAAAUGCACCAAGACAUCACCACCCACAAUGCCUUUGCCAAAGUCGACACAAUCCAGCAAAAAACACAAGGCAAGCAAAGGCAGCACACUGAAUUCACAACAGCAAGAUGAAGACGAGUGGACCGAGGCAGAGCUUAUGAAGCUACAAGAGGCUGUGUCGUACUAUCCCAAGCACAUGGCAGGUUACUGGGCAAAGGUGGCGAGGAUGGUUGGAACACGUUCUGCAGAAGAUUGCCACAACCAGCACACAUCCCAGGGAACCUCCCAGACUCCCGCCAAAAGAGCGAAGAAACCCAAAAAGGAAAAGGUGGAAGCACCAAAAGAUCCAGUUACAGAUCAUCCCGUGAUAUCUGCCCGAGUGGGUACCUUAAAGAGAAAGCAGCAGGUGCGUCAGUUCCUGGAGGCCAUGCCCAGAGAAGAUGUUGAUGACGUUUUCAGCUCUGCAUACAUGCAGAAUAAACGGUUUGAGAUCCCCUCAAUGUGUCCGAGUGAUGACCAUGACUUCACAUUGUCAGAUCUAGAGCCCCUGACCCCCAGGUCGACAGGUUUCCCCGAAGUUAAGACUCCUCAGUGUCUGCAUAUCACUCCUGGCAUGAUGGGCUCCCCAAACAGGACCAACAAUGACAAGUACGUCUAUCAACUCCAGAAGAGGAUGAAAAAAAGUCAGUUUAAUGUCUGCAAACAGGCUCCUCCAUCAAAGAGCUUCACACCCACGCCAUCAGUUAAACGAACAAUGAGAAGAUGUGGUAACACAGAAAAUGAUACCUUUGUUGUUUGGGAGAUGUUCCCGGGAAACGAUGGAGCGCUGUCUGAAAGCGGAGAGGAAGAGGAUUUUUAUUUCUCAGACAAUGACUGAUUGGAGCUGAAACAUCAUAUCACUUUUUUUUUUAUCUAAAAUUAUUCGCAUGAAUUAAAGCCAAUGGAGACAGAGGAGAGAUGUGACUUUUUCCUUGUUUAACUCCUCAAAUGUGAACAAUAAAACAGUUGCAGUUUGGCUCUCCUGUCUUUCACAUGUAAGAGUUGUUGUUUUUUAACAUGUAAACUCAGGAUUUGAUCUCAUCAGUGUGAAACAAAUGCAGGAUAUGAUUGCUAAUUGGCCAAUGCAAUUGAUUUGCAGCUUUUAAACACAACCUGCAAUGGAAUGUAUAAACACAUUUUUGUUUUGAGACAAUGUGGCCUGUUUAAGUUGUAAAGUUAAAUGUAAUAGUUGUAAAUUGUUUUACAACUUUAAUAUGCAACAUGCUGUCAAAACAGUUGUGUUGCUGUCUUCCAGUUUGUCCCUAUAAAUAUAGUUUUUGUUUAAAGUUUUAGUCCCAAAAGUCAGUUGUAACCAUACUUUUAAUAAACAUUCUUUAAGUCUUA